CCUGCCGCCCACCUGCCCAUCACCAAAAUGGAGGAGCCCACCAGCCCCACCAUGUCAUCGGACCCCAGCGCCCCACCUGCAGUGCCGCCCCUGCACUCCCCCAAGUCACCGGUGUGGCCCACCUUCCCCUUCCAGCGGGAGGGCAGCCGCAUCUGGGAACGGGGCAACCUCCUGCUGCGGGACCUGCCUAGCCCCCUCCCCACCAAAAGGACCAGGACCUACUCAGCGACAGCGCGUGCCUCCGCUGGACCCAUCUUCAAGGGCGUCUGCAAGCAGUUCUCUCGCUCCCAGGGCCAUGGAUUCAUCACCCCUGAGAACGGCACAGAGGACAUUUUCGUCCACGUGUCUGACAUCGAGGGGGAGUACGUCCCGGUGGAGGGGGACGAGGUGACGUACAAGGUCUGCCCCAUCCCUCCCAAGAACCAGAAGUUCCAGGCGGUGGAGGUGGUCCUCACCAACCUGGCACCCCACACGAAGCAUGAGACAUGGUCUGGCCAGAUCAUUGGCUCCUAG
Gavia stellata (red-throated loon) is the source of this 513-nucleotide messenger RNA. RefSeq names its product cold shock domain containing C2 (gene CSDC2). Gene Ontology annotation, cellular component: cytoplasm. The record is from RefSeq and is a predicted model, not a curated record. Gene Ontology annotation, biological process: regulation of mRNA stability. The transcript has 3 exons. The coding region runs from base 28 to 513 and encodes 161 amino acids. Gene Ontology annotation, molecular function: mRNA 3'-UTR binding. Lineage: Eukaryota; Metazoa; Chordata; Aves; Gaviiformes; Gaviidae.